Thelazia callipaeda (thelaziosis nematode) is the source of this 1728-nucleotide messenger RNA. The record is from the annotation of a GenBank genome assembly. Lineage: Eukaryota; Metazoa; Nematoda; Chromadorea; Rhabditida; Thelaziidae.
AUGUACGCUUCAGCUAAUCGCUAUUUAGCUGAAAGUAUUGCGUCACAUCCAACACAUUUCAUCGUUUUAACUCUUGUAAUAUCGGCACUUUUGUCAUUAUCACUGUUUAACUGUACUUGGGAAGAUGAUAUUCGAAGAGGCUUUUCAUCUCCUAAAUCUCGCGCAGCCAAAGAGGAAGCAGUCUUUCUACAGUUCUACAACAUUACAAAUGUGCCAUGGCAUUUAGUUUUACUAUUUGAAGCCAAAGAUGGUGGAACGAUGUUGCGUGAAAAUCAUAUGCAGGAAAUGUACAAAAUUGAUAAAGACAUCUAUGAUGCAUUUAAUGCAGUCCAUUUUGCCAGACCAAUUUGUUAUCCAUUUUGUCAUGUGAAUAUGCCAGUUAAAUUUUUUUGGGAAGAAUUCAGCAGAGAUAAAAAUCGUACAGAGAGUUAUGACGACAAUAAUUCAAUUUUUGCAUUUCCGACGUCAACUAUUUUAGAUCAAGAAGUAUUUCUCGGAGCGAAUCUGUUCGGUGUACAAUAUUCGGAUAAAAUUUUCACAAAUCGAUCCAACAUCAUACGAGUGAAUACUAUUACGCUGUGGUACUCUGCCUAUAUCGAUGAUCCAUUCAAAAAUCAAAUAUUCAAAAACAUUACUGUAGGAUUAUUCGCAAUGAGUAAAAUAAACAAUGCUACAAAAUGGAUUAAUUUCAAAGUUUUUGGCGAUGAAAUUGCUAAUCGCGAAAUGAUUCAAGGAGCUAUUCAAGCUACAAAGUUGAUGCUAUUCGGAUUCCUUCUGUUGCUUACUUUUGUAUUCAUCGUUGUAUACAUCAAGAUAGAGCUAUCAUCUAUUCCACAAAUCAUUUUUGCCAUCCUUUCGCCACCAAUUAUUGCCUCAGUUGUUUCCUUCGCGAUUGUUUGCUGGAUGAAUUUUCCUUUCUAUUCAAUCAUGUGCGUUACGCCAUUUUUGGUAAUUGGAAUCGGAGUGGACGAUUCAUUUAUUAUGAUGCAAGUCUGGUGUCGAUUUGGGAAAAUAGUAUGCCGAAAGGAGCGAUUAAUUCGAGUAUUCAAUGAAAUCGGUCCAUCAGUUAGUAUUACAUCGAUAACUAAUAUGGUCGCCUUUGGUAUUGGUUACUUUACACCAACUCCACAGAUGAGCUUAUUCUGUUUGUGUACAUCACUGGCUUGUUUCUUUGAUUAUAUCUUCACAUUCACUCUUUUCGCUCCAAUUAUUUGCAUGGCUAAAAGCAAAAACAAUAAUGGCUACACAGCACCUUUAAUCAAACUGUCGAGACGUGAAAAACGAAUAAAGCAUUUUAUUGCGAGUUACUGCAAAAUGAUCUGUUCACGAACAGGUCGAAUAUCGGUAAUAUUUUUGCUAAUGGUACUGUACACACUAUCAACACUUGGAGUGGCAAAAAUGAAGCGUAUUUUCGAUGAUUUUUUCCCUCUACAAAUUUUCAUCAAUCAACCGCCAGAUAUUAGCAAUUCAUCACAAUACAACGAUUUUUACGAUAUGGUUAAGAAUCUUGAGGCAGUACCAUACAGCUUAGGAGUAAAUAAAACGAUGGUAUUCUUGAAGGCAUAUGAAAUCUUUGAUCAUAAAAUACAUAAUUUCUUGCAUACGUUGGGUCUUAUCGAUGCAGAACAUUUCAAGCCGUCAUAUGAUAAUUUACCAAUAUUUGUGGAUCACAUUCAAAAUCCAACAUUCAUCAAAAUGACAACCGAUGAAAAGUUAGUGCUGGUAUAG